This is a messenger RNA of Ostrinia furnacalis (Asian corn borer), 1170 nucleotides long. Its product is annotated as structural maintenance of chromosomes protein 3-like. The record is from RefSeq and is a predicted model, not a curated record. Gene Ontology annotation, molecular function: ATP hydrolysis activity; ATP binding. The transcript is spliced from 9 exons. Bases 73 to 1170 code for a protein of 365 amino acids. NCBI's taxonomy places the organism in Eukaryota, Metazoa, Arthropoda, Insecta, Lepidoptera, Crambidae.
CUAGAAAUGGCGGUCAGCGCUUCGUAAAUUUCGUAAUUAACUUUUGCGUUUUUUGUUAAUUUAUGUGGAAAAAUGCAUAUAAAACAGGUAAUUAUUCAGGGUUUCAAGAGUUACCGCGAGCAAAUAGUCGUUGAACCAUUCGACAAAAGACAUAAUGUAGUCGUUGGGAGAAAUGGAUCAGGAAAAAGUAACUUUUUCCACGCCAUUCAAUUUGUAUUGAGUGAUGAAUUCUCUCAUCUCAGACCUGAACAGAGGCUGGCGCUUCUUCACGAAGGCACUGGACCAAGAGUUAUAUCAGCGUUUGUUGAAAUCAUUUUUGACAAUUCUGACAACAGGAUUCCAAUUGAAAAAGAUGAAAUCUUCCUCCGUCGUGUCAUCGGUUCGAAAAAGGAUCAGUUCUUCCUCAACAAAAAAGUGGUACCGCGGUCCGAAGUGCUCAACUUAUUGGAGAGUGCUGGUCUUUCUAACUCCAACCCUUACUACAUCGUCAAACAGGGAAAAAUCAAUCAGAUGGCUGUUGCACCAGACUCGCACAGGUUGAAGCUACUCAGAGAAGUGGCGGGGACAAGGGUUUAUGAUGAACGUAGGGAGGAGUCCGUUACUAUCCUGAAAGAGACUGUUGGGAAGGUCGAGAAGAUCAAUGAGUUCCUGCAAACCAUCGAGGAGAGAUUGAAGACCCUCGAGGAAGAGAAAGAGGAGCUGAAGGAAUACCAGAAGUGGGACCGCGCCCGAAGAGUGCUCGAGUUCAUCAUACAUGACACCGAACAUAGGGAGAAUAAGAGAAAACUGGAGGAGUUGGAAAAAAUGCGUUCAAACAGUGGCAAAGAACAACAGCAUUACGCCGAUCAAGUGCGGGAGGCGCAAGAACAUGUUAGAGAGGCUAACAGAAAACUAAAAGAAGCCCGCAAGGAUGUGGCGGCGGCGCGCGAAGAAAAAGACAUUCUGUCCACAGAGCAGCAACAACUGGUCCGCGAGAAGACCAAGCUCGAGCUCGGCAUCAAGGACUUGACUGAUGACGUCGACGGCGACAAUAAAUCCAAGUGUGUCACACCAAAUUCCAACCGCUCCGCGCCGCGCCGCACUGCAACUACCGAACGACAAACCAGGCGGCGGCGCGGGAUCGGGACAGUAGCAGCAUUAGAUAAAUAUACUGUGGUAACAGCACAGUAG